GGCUCACAGCGGGGGCUGUUAAUUGACAGCGCCCCUGCCUCUACGUCAGCGACACGGAUCCAUCGAUUUAUCCUACCGAACAGCGCAUAAUUUGUCUAUGCCAUGCGAGCUUGAACGUUCAAUUUUACUUGGAGAUUUCAGUCCAAGGAGGAGGGACUCAUCCAGAAGCCGCUACUCUCCUGAGACGCUGAUGAUGUUCCUGUUCCUUUCCUUUGUGGUGCCCGUUGCAGGCGUGAGCCUCCUCCAAGUGGAGCGUCGCCCGGGCGUGGUCCGCUUCGGCGCACCGAUGCUCCUGGAGGAAAGCGCCGCUUUCGGCGCAGCGUCGGAAAACGACAAAGAGUCCGUGGAGCUGCUACGCUUCGUGACGCCCUACAAGACACCUUUGGACGCCGUGGUAGAUAUCACUGCGUACUCUCAAUUGAUGAAAUCGUUGAUCUCCAGUGGUCCGGUGGAGUUCUACGUCGCCAUCGACACCUGGGUUAGCAACGAUACACGCAGCAAGGUGUUGUAUAUCAGCAACGUCUCUGACUCGUGCACCAAAAUUUGGACCUCGCAGGGCAAUGCCUGGAACGUCUCCUUGGACUUCGUCCAAUGGCCGCGGCUGCCAGCAGAGCCGGUACAGCCAAAAAGGACCAUUCUCCUGGCCGAGAGUUUUCCCAAUCCACUGCUGGCGAUCGGUGAAGUGAAGGCCUAUGAAGGCACACUCAAAGGUGAUCACGUGACUCUUUCCAGUGAAGAGACCCUGACAUCUGCCAACGUCUACUCCUGUCCUUCUGGCGUGGACCGCUUCAAGAAGGAUGCCACCCUGGGAUCUCUGGCUCAAGAAGCUCAGCAAAUGGUGCUGGCCCAGGACGUGAUCAACGACACGGUGCUGGAGAACAUCACCGUUUCGUUGCAGGCCCUCUAUUUGCCCGAGAUGGUGAACCCCAACAUGAUUCAUAGCGAGAUUCUGAAGAUGUUGCCCAACACCCAGGAAUUUGAGAUCUUAUUGUCCUCAAAAGCAAAUCUCACAAAAGACAUGCCAGUCUACAUCACCGGAGCUGUGCGAGAUAAGCCAUACACUGCAACGAUUUGGUUCAAUAUGUCCUUGCCAUUUCUGCCCAUGGGAUACAUCAAAGAAGUCUUCAACGACACUCAUGCCUUGAUGAAUGUGACCAAACACCACUGUAUCUUUUCUUUGAAUAGCAGCUCUUUACCCACUUUGAAGGUUCCUGUUGAUGAGCAUGUGAUCCAAGAUACGGCCGACAAGCUCAAGGCCAUCUUGCAGCACGGUGUCCAGCGCGGCGUGCAGAUGCGCGCGAGUGGGCAACACAGCGCAGGGGAAACCUUGCUGAUUCUCAACCAAAGUCACCAAGAGGUGGCCAACGUCGAGGAGGUUGCGCCCUUGGGCCACAUCACCUCAGAAGCCUCUGGGGUGGAGAACAGCACUGGCAGCAAGGUUUGUGUGGUGCAGAAGAAUACGCAGGGGCAUGUCAUCACAAGGUCCUUCCAGCCCCAGCUGCAAGCCGCCGAGCGGGCGCUGCUGCACCUGAUCAUCACGGGUCACGGUUGGGCGGCAACCAGUGAGUCCUGCGGGGAGUGA
Molecule: messenger RNA, 1582 nt
Organism: Cladocopium goreaui
Lineage: Eukaryota; Dinophyceae; Suessiales; Symbiodiniaceae
Source: the annotation of a GenBank genome assembly